AUGCCCCGAGGCUUCGACCAACCCACGUCAAGUUCUGCUUCCCGAGCUGCCAAUGCGGGAACACGCGAGCAGAGCCAACAACAAUCGAACAUAAGGAUUAGACAGGGUAGAUUUGAAGCUCCUGCCACAAUACCCGGAGCUGGAGAAGCAAAGCAGCCAUUCCUCACAGCAUCGAGACGCAAGUCUAUUAACCCGAUAGCUUCGCCGCUUCCACAAUCUUCGAGAGAACCUCAACCGUUUCCAGCUGGCCGCAGAUCACCUGCCUAUCUACAAGGCAAGAACCCCUACGGCCAGGUCUUGGACAAUAUUGAACAUCCCUAUCGUGAGCCCAAAGCAGAGACAACAAUAGCGGUCCCAUCUGCCCAGGCUGGCUCCAGUAUCGGUGAACGAUCACCCGCGUCUGGUCCGUCUGACUCCAAGACACGAUCUCGGGCUUAUGAACUAAAACAAAGCGAUCCCAUAAUAGCACCUUCAUUAUCAAGGCCGCCCAAUGUUCCCCAAUCAGUUCGUUCUGCCAAGGACUUCUUCGAGACGAGAGCCUCUCACUACCCGUCAACACCCCUUCCUCCGCCUUCAACAAUCGGCGUCACCAGGAAGAGCUUUGCGCCAAAGAGUCAGCCUCCGAGUGGUGCGUGUGCUCCCACCAUCACGAUCGGAACAGCUAUACCUCCCGUGGACAUGACUGAUUACAAGGAGCAACAUGACCAUGAUGUUGAACAAGAGUCCAUGGGUCGCCGAAGGUCCACAAACAUCUUUGCGGGCACACCUGAAGACGCCAGGCCUUUCGCCAUCGACUUACAAGCCGCAAGUGACAGCUCUGUGCAAGAAUGUAUACCUGAGGAGCCGCUUGCCGGCAACGUAGAGCAAAGAUUAGUUGAAAAGUCAGAUUCCUCUGACGAAGUUGUGAGACGCCUAUCCACUCGCAGUUCAGUACCAGCUGCUGAGACUAGAGAAGCCAAGAAUCCGGAUCUUCAGUCGCAACAGGAGGGCAGACGUGCGAAGUCUGGUCGCAAUCUUCGAAGAACUUUCGAGGAAGACCAAGGAACUUCCCCCAAACGGCUUAGGCGCAGUGGAUCAUACACUGCUUCUUUAGCUGAGAUCAGCGAUUCUUCAAAGGAACCUAUCGAUCGUGUCGCUGAGUGGACUCUGAGCACUGAUACUGAAAUUUCUAGCCAACAAUUUGGGAAGUCUGUCAAUGUUCGUAGGCGAGCCGAGGAGAUUGUAUCAAGCAAUCUUGGCCACGACGGAGCGAGUGACGUCAGUUCUUCUCGACGAAGCACUAUGUCAGGUCCGAUCCCAACAGCCAACAUUGGUGUCGAAGAGAAAUAUCACGAGAUUGAAGUACCGGACGACGUCGACAACCGACAAGGUUACGGACGUCGCGUCACGCAAGACUUUGGUUUUCCGGGUGCAAGAAUUAAAUCACACGGCACGAACAGAAUUAGUAAACCACUCCGAGAUCCUGGUAGUUGGACUAAGCGGGCGUGUGGUCAUUUCUCGUACAUGGGUAAAGGCGAGCAUCGCGAUCAUGCACAGCAGAAGAUAUGCCGGCAAUGCUCAACUCGUGCACCACCGCCAGAACAAGUGCCAGCUACCCAACGGAGAGAACGCAGACGAGCCUUGUCUGAAUCCUCAACGUCCACAACCUCUUCUUCGAAACCGCUCGAAGAUGAUAUCUGUCGUAAGCAGAGACGCCGUAGACAUCACUCUGAAUGUAUACCAUACGACAAGUGCGGGGAUGCAUUCGUUGACGAGUUGGGUUACAUCAUCGAUAACAUCCUCGAAGAGCAUGCAAAUACCUUGCAGUCUGUCAUCAGCAACAUCAAGAAUAAAAAGCUUAACGUGGGAUCUACUGGGCAACUGAAGCCGAACCUCAACGACCCUUGUUUCAGUUUGCGCGAAGCAUUACAGUCGAUACCUGACCUUGUCGACCUGGUCAAUUCUGCAGCCGAUGAUCUUGGCAUUGAUCUCGAGCGAAGACCUACCGUGACUGAUGACGACUUAUUUCGCAAUGCCCCUUACGAAAGUACUCCUCGGGAAUCUGUCUCAUACCAUCCAGGCGUCUCUUUGGAAGCUACAGAAGACAAGACGGCUGAUGAAGAGCCGCCCACCGAAGAUAGUUGGCUACAGCAAACACGGCGACAUCUGACCGAGCUUUCAGAGGCGCGGGAGCAGCUUAUGGACGAACUAGAUUCGAUUGCUGGAGAUCUUGACGUCCGGCUCCAGGACCGGCAAGAAAGUGGGCAGGGGGAAGAGCUCAUCGUACAUCCUGUACAACGUGUACUCAGUAGAGCUUCUGUUGGCGCCUCGCCCGAAUCUACUUGGCAUGAGAAUCCACCUGCCGAUUCCAACACUGCUCAUGAUUACUAUGACGACGAGUCAUAUGUCGAAACUGCGCAGCGUAUGCUUGAGAGAGUCCCCACGCGUCUUUCCAAUGCACCUACUUGGCAGAGAAAAAGAUCUACCGGCGCUACAAUCGAAAAUUUCGAGGUAGGUCGCCCAAAUGAUCAUGAUGAAGAAGCAGUUGCAAACCUGAAACAACUCGUACUGAGCCGAGAACCCACUGGUGUGUCCAGCAAGGUUAGACGGUCGGAGUCCAAGCCGGUCGACUUUGUCAGCGGAGAUGUCCUCAGCACGGAGGUGCUUCGAGGGGCGAGAGACGAGCUUCCGGCUGCUGUUGCUUCCAUCACCGCUGUUCUCCGGACAUUACCAGGUACUGACUACGAGCCUGCUGACGAGGUCAGAGAUGGUACAGCGCUGAACGAGCCUGCCGAAUCGAUCGACGAAGCACAGUAUAGCCCGCAGUAUGAGACAAGUGAAGAUUCUCAGCUUGACCAACAACCCGACGAGACUGCGCCUGACACUUACAACGACGGCCGCAGUCUGACUCCAUCGCCUUCCGGGUUCAGUGUGCCAAUUCGAGACCCGUAUGAUCAGGCGCAUGAGCCUGAGAAUUACUCAAGCCGAGAGUCGGAUGCUGGAACUCUUACCAUGCACCAGGUGGAUACCCCCUUCAUGCUAAUGGAACGUGCAGCCGUCAUAGAAAGCCCCGAGACAGCUUCACCUAUUCGGAGAACGACUACAAAGCGCUUUGAACUUGAAACAGAGCACCAACGUGAUGCAUUGCCGCAACGGGAUCCUUAUACAGAGGACGAAUCAGACACCCGCGCCUCGGUGGUGGGACGUUCAGCCGUUUCCGAAAGGACUGAUUCUACACCACUUUCGCGAAGGGUGACUGUGAAGGACUUGGCCGCAGAGUCGGAGCAGGGUAUCGAUGAUGGUGAACCUGUGUUCAAGCAAUCCACUAUACCACUGUCGAGACAGCCAAUGGUCAGGCUGGAGUAUGAAAGCAAGACCAGUGCCACACCAACGGUCAUACAAGACACCAGAAGGUUGUCCUCUCGCGUUACCUCAGAUCGUCUGCCAAGCCCAGAGAUCGAAGAAUCUCAGAAAACACAGCGUUUCGCCAGCCAACAUCGCUAUCCGCCCGUGCAGCCCAUGCCUAAACUUGCGGAACAGGCUACAAAAACGAUUUUCUUCGUGUCUUCUGAGCCUUCUCCGACUGAAGAUCUCGCUUCUCAACUGCGACGAAGACUUUCUGAAAUUGAGACUGCGAUGCCAUUGAGUGAUUCUGCAAGUCGGCCGAUGUCACCAGAGUCAUCGUUGGCGCCACGCAUCGCCACAGGUCUAUCGCCCACAGAUUUGUUUAAGAUACCUUCUAUAGAGACUGUAAAUCGCAUAUCUACUAAGAAAGCCACUCUGAUGCGUUCGCGACAUCCGACAUUUAGAGAGCCAGCACGUGAAUCUACACCUCCAGCACAGCGGUCGUCCGAUGAAGACACGCUCACAACACUACCACAAAUGCAAGUCGAGGAGCUGGUUCUAUCACCAGUCACUUCAACAUCGAACGGAUCAGAACAAGUACACUUUCUGUCUCUGGAUGAGCCGACAGCAACUUCUUUGAGAAGACUGACUACAAGAGAGCCUGAUCGUGCAGCGAUUACACUAGAAUCAGCACCUCACGAGGAAUCUCUGCUUGUUGUUGGAGAUCAAGAGCCCGGUUUUCUUCCCCCCGUACAACGGAUUCGUAGGAUGAUUACAGUUCCUGCUGAGCCGACCAACGUUUUUUCGAGAAGAGAAUCGGCGAAAGAGUUCAAGUGUAGUGAUACCGUCUCACCAGUACAGCAGGUUCGCCAGUCGACUACUCUGGUGCCGUCUCAGCAGCGGCGAGCAUGUACACAGUCACCACUUAACGAAGGGAAAGACGAUCCACUGCCUUCACCGCCAAUACAGCAGACACGCCACCAAACGACUGCUGCGCCACUCUUUGAACAGCGGAGCACAAGCGCGCAACCAACACUGAUGCCAGAGCAAGACCAAUCUGACUUCUUACCUCCGAUACAACACAUCCGUAGGAGUACUACCGUGUCGACAAAGCCUGGGACGUCUCGCGAAUCAUCACCGGUGGUGCAAGACCAAGAUGACUUGGAUUUCUUAUUGCCGAUGGAACGCAUACGAAGAGUUACCACUGUCUUGCCAGCUGCAAAGAGGCGCGCGAGUACGGUGGCGGAGCGCGCGAUAUCCCCCGAAUUGUUACUAUCUUUGGAAGAACGGGGAUCUGGUUUUUGUAGGACUCUCACAUCGCUUGAUACAAGACAGGGAACAGGCGCACUUCUGUCCGGUUUUUCAUCUCAAGAAUCGUUACAAAUCCUCGUUGAUGAUAAUGAUGAUGAGAAUGAGUUGGAGUUCUUAUAUCCAGUAGAGCGAAUUCGCAGAGCAACUACUGAAGUACCACACGAGCAGACACAAGGAACAGAAGAGCUUGAGCAUGACGCGACACUCUCUGACUCCGAAGAUUCUGAGCAGCUGUUGCCGGGCGGACGAGAGGAAUCUGGAUCUCAACCUCUAGCAGAAAGGAUACGUCGAACCACUUCUCUUUUGCCAGCCUAUCAAAAUGAGCUGCUUCCAUUUCAGCAAACCCAUAGAAACACUACCGUGUCGCUAGCGGAAGAAGGGGAACCGGCUUUCUCGCCUUCCGUAGAACGAAGGCGUCGAGCUACUACUGGUUUGGCAGCCGAGCAGCAGCAAGCAACCGUAGCCACUGAACAGGAUGUUGUCCUACCCGAGUCCGUAUCCAGCCAACAGUCUCUAUUUGGACAAGAAGAAGACUCUAAGUUCACGCCUCCUGUACAACGCAUUCGCAGAACGACUACUGUGGCGACGGCCGAACGGCAGCAAAGCACUCUGCAGCGCAGGCAUACCGACUUUCUGCCAGAGCCGGAGAUUACUUCAGAGUCAUCUCCCAGCGAUGAGGAUGAACCAGAGUCGCGACUCCAACCAGUUCGCCGAACAACCACUGCGCCACUGGGUGUACAGCAACCGAUGAUAGAGCCAGAGCUCGAUUCGUCAGCAGAGGUGGACUCUUGGCCUCCAGUAGGACAAAUUCGCAGGUCGACCACUGUACAACCAGCCAUUCAGCGACAAGUGACAGUUGACUCUGGAGCCGAUGCUCUGCUAGUAGAGCUAGGUUUCAAUGGUGCGUUUCCAGUCGUCGAUGAAGUGACUGAGCUUGAACCCGUACUCGAAAGCAUUCGUCGAUCGACCGUAUCACCAGUUCAGCAAAUGGCGGGGGCUUAUCCUGGCACUCCUACUUCCAAGUCUGGAUCUCAGGAAGUGACUCCGGUUAUCGAAGAAGAGUUCGAGUUCCAGCUUCCGGCUGAACGCGCUCGGCAAGCAACUGAUAUACAGUCGGUCGGACGGCGACAAGAGUCUCGCAUAGCGUCACCGGUCAUUGAAGAGUCUGGACUCGAAGUUUCGAUAGAGCGGAUACGUCGAACGACUACUGUACCACCAGCUUUUCAGCUACAAGACUCUUUCAGAUCUACUUCUGAGUCUUCCACCUCUUCUCCAGUAGAGGGUGAUAGAUCUGGAGAAGCUGAGUUCCAAUUUCCAGUCGAACGUGUUCGCCGGACAACCACUCUACAACCAGGUGAACAACUACAAGAGUCUAGAACAGGUUCACUAGUACCUAAGGACGGCUUUGAGUUCCAAAUGCCGGUGGAGCGAAUCCGCAGAACAACCACUGUGGAAUCGAGUGGAAAGCGGCAAGAUUCUUUCAAACCUGCUUCCGUGUCUUCCGGUACUUCUCCUGUAGCAGAAGAGGUGCUUGAACAAUCCGUCUCAUCUCGCGCAGCUUCACGCCAGCCUACCUUUCAAGCUCGCCGGACAAGUACGAUGCCGCUAGCUACCGGACCUCAGCAUUUAGCUACAUCUAUCUCAUCGCCGGUUCUAGAGGACUUGGCAGAGGGCCAUUCUGUCUCGCGUGUUGUUUCGCGCCAGCCAACGCAAGCGUCUCGUACCAGCACAUUGCUAUCAGCUGUACCGCGGAAUGACUCUGUUGAACUUGACAGGUUUCCCUCCUUAUCCCUGCCAGAAGAGGGCGAACCUUAUGAAACCUUCUCACGUCAGCCCACGCGUAGGACAACCGUCCGUGAAACUGAGGCGAAAGCUCUUCCCUCAUCUGAGACCCCAUUGGAGAUAGGAGACGUUCCAGAUCAGAUCGCUUUGUCGCGUUCUGCCUCACACCAACCUACGCCUAGAGAAAACGUCCUCGCUGCACCCGAGACUCAACAGGAUCCACCAGGAGAAGCUGAAGGGAUCCUAGCAGAGCCUCAAGUGGAUGCAAGACAUUUAGAUCACCCUCUCAGACGACAAAAAACUGAUAUAGCAGACGCGACGCUUAAAGAACGGCUUACUUCGGGUGGCAGAACAACGACUACCCGUGUUCUGUCACGUACAGAGUCCUUGGCAUACCAAAGCCCUGAGUACAACAAGGAAGUCCCACUUGAUAAUUCUACUGAAUUGGAGAGUAGAGAUGUCCUUGAAUCAACUCACGGGGUUGAUCGCAAGGAAGAGACCGAUCAGGUCGAGAAAGCACGCACUACAGAUUUGGCGUCUGACACGGAGUCUUUCGAACCUCCCAUCUACCAACGGAUUGCUGAAGAGCCGUCGGAUGAAGGCAAUGAUUCUCGAACUCAAAGCAAAGCUGGAUCACCCGAAGUUCACGGGAGCGAGGACUUGAUUGGGCAGUCUGAGAGAGCACCGACUACUCACUUCUACCCAACUCUGGCGCCUGUUGCGCAUACCGAUGCUGAAUAUCAGCUUGAUCCAGAUGUUCAAUUUGAAAGACGCAUGACGCAAGCCUCACAAGAGAUUCAACCCAGCAUACCACGGAUAUUGACGAUACCUAAUGGAUCUAACCGUAAGCGAAGUAGCGAUGCUGGAAACAUCGUAUCGUCUGCUACUGGCUUUGGGCCUGUGGUAAGCACUGAGGUUAAGAGUCAGCGCAACGAGAGCCCUCAGGUUGCGAGAAGAAAGACACAGGUACCGAAUGAGUCUGGCACAGCAGAUCGCAGACGCAGCAGUGCUGCUCCCGGGAUCACAGCGGCGCCUCCAGAGAUGAUUAGUGAGCAAAUGAAAGUCGGGAUGCAGUUUAGAAGCCCCAAGCAAAAGCCAAAGAAGGGUACAAACUACUCACCUGAGCAGCAAUAUCCGCCGGCACCAGCAUAUCCAUUACGCGAAACACCUUCAUGGACGAAGCCGGAUACUCGUACGCCACCACCGAAGCCGAAAGUGGAAAGCCCGCCCAAAAAGCGAGGAUGGCUUGGUCUUGGGCCUUGGCCCAAGGAAGAGCUUCUGGAAUCAGAGGGGGAACGCAAAAAAGGCAAAACAGUUAUCCAAGCCAGCCCAGAAAGUCUGUCUAUCGUCGAAAAUCAGAUGCCGUCCCUCUGCGAAGGGUCGACACUCGAUCAAGGCAAACCUCCGUCUACGCUCACAAGGACGACUACUACCCAAUCACUCCAAUCCUUCCAGACCGCGUUGACGACGAUACACGGCCACAGUACUCACCGUCUCGAAGGACCAGCUACUUCGUCUGUGGGACAGUUUCAACGAAUGAAACCUUCCGUCAGGACGAACCGAAGCGGCAGUCUACCCGUCGGCUUUCGUCGGGACUCUCUCAACGUGAAUCGCGGCCUCAGCAAGCUCUUCGUGCACGGACGAAUGUUCCUACCCGCUCCCAAGCACCUGAGUUCCAGACUUGGCCGGAUACUGAAGUCGAAGUCUCUCGCACGGCUCAAGGAUCGGACAAAGAAGAGGUCCAAAGCCCAGUCCGUAGAGACGUCCGCAGACCAACCAAAACUGGAACCUCAAUCGCAAAAGAAGAAACAUCGCCUAGAGAAGGUAUUCAUUCGCCGUGAACGCGACGGAAUCUGUCUCAGGUUCCCCAGAAAGAAGGUCCGUCAGAUGAAGGAGAGUCGAGUCGAUCGCCAAGCAGGAUGUUGGAAGUGCCUAAUGCUCAAGCGCCGCAAGAGCAAGCGCAAGAGCCAACAAGACAACCGACGGCUCAAAAAGAGGAGUACAAUAGCGCUAGAGAGCAAACGAAGAUGGUCUUGGACUCUGGGGUCUCGAAAGGCGAAGAAGACAACGCCACCCGCCGUAGCAUCGAUAGACUGCGUGAGCAGUCCGUCGAUGACAACGCCGGGUUUACCAGCACAGUUGACCUCACGCGUCCAGGAACAUCACCAAAACCGUCCACCAGAGAUGAAAGCAACCAAAGAAGGCCUUCAGCAUCAGAUGCAGGAAAAGAGGCGCCCAUUGCGCGAGAACACAUUCGUCAAUCAACCGCAGCACAAGCGCGAGAAAUUACGGCCUUCCAGUCUGCAGAGGAGGAUCCAGCGAUCAUCACACGAAGGCCUUCAUCAUCAGCCAAGAGAACGAAAACACGACGCAGGUCUUCAGCAAUUAGGGAAGAUAGAGCGUCAAUCCCUGCGCGAACACCCACAGUCACCAGAACAUCAACGCGAACGGCAACAAUCCCAUCGAGUGCCAGACAAGCAGAUAGUCGAAGACAAUGCACCGCCCCGAGAGCGGGUACACCGGUCUCGCGUGCGGCCUUAUUCAACAACGAAGCGGAAUAAAUCAAAGCAAGAGGAGUUGAAUCACCACAACAGCAAGAAGAACGAGAUCCAGCCUCGUCAGCCGCGGCACAAGCAGAUCGAAGGCCAUCUGCUGCGCCCGGAGCGCGUAUGGCAGUAUUCCGAGCAGCUCUACCAAGAUCAGAGACAACAAGAGAAGGAGGGGACGGACCUACUUCGCCAACGUCUCAAGGAUCCCUCGGUACAAUCUCGCCAGUUCCAGCACCCAACACAGGGGCCAGUCAAUCCUGGCCACAGCCAACGAAAAUUUCAUUGGCAACGAUUCAGCCAGCCGACCGAAGCCCAGAGCAGCAAACCCAGCCAGGUGCGCGAACAGAUCUCGAGUGAUCCAUAUACUAUGCCCGCAUCCGGACCACGUAAGGCAGCCGCUCUUGCCUCUUCAAACGCCAAUGCAAGUGCAAACGCACCACUAGUCACCCAACAGGUCGAUCCCAAAUCAUCACCGCUCACCCGUCGAGAUUCACUGAAGCCACGGCGCAGUCCCACGUCGAGGAUCUCCGAACUCUUUGGACGCGACAAGACUGGCUCUGGGACUGGAAAUCAGCAACAGCGACAACAGCAAGCACCAACACCUGCAGAAAAACCGCUGGGUGCAGUCACGUCUGGCUUCGGGCUUACUUCUAGUCCAGCAGGAAAGGGGGCUGGGCCGGAUACGCCAGCGAAAUCGUCGCAAGUGCCGCAACCACAGGCCAAAGUCCAGGCAAAGGCUGCACAGGGAGGUGGUAUAACCAAUCCACUUAGAGGACGCUGGGGGUGGGGAUGGGGAAAAUGA
This is a messenger RNA of Alternaria arborescens, 9768 nucleotides long. RefSeq lists its product as hypothetical. NCBI's taxonomy places the organism in Eukaryota, Fungi, Ascomycota, Dothideomycetes, Pleosporales, Pleosporaceae. The coding region runs from base 1 to 9768 and encodes 3255 amino acids. The transcript is spliced from 5 exons. The record is from RefSeq and is a predicted model, not a curated record.